Messenger RNA from Paramacrobiotus metropolitanus, 1841 nucleotides. RefSeq names its product N-lysine methyltransferase KMT5A-like. The transcript is spliced from 6 exons. The record is from RefSeq and is a predicted model, not a curated record. Gene Ontology annotation, molecular function: protein binding. Bases 585 to 1631 code for a protein of 348 amino acids. Lineage: Eukaryota; Metazoa; Tardigrada; Eutardigrada; Parachela; Macrobiotidae.
UCAUGCGUUCAUCAUGCGUGGCAGCGAAUUCUGUUACAGCAGCGGCUGAUUAGUUGGGCUAUCAUUCCUGUCAGAAAGUACAUUCACAGAAAGGUCGUCCCUAUUCCAGAUAGGAACAGGAAGCUAGGAACGUUUCUAUUCCAAUCUAUGCCAAAAAGAGCUUUCGAGAGGAGAGGGGACUCUGUUCGCGGGGGAGAGAACAUUAAUUGUACCUACUACCUAGUUCGGACCAUCCGAUGGACACUGGAAUCUGGAGAUUCUGGACACAUGAGCGCAUCUUUAACGUAAAUGUCAAGCAAAGGCGGGUCCCUUCGUUGCCGAAACCGCUCACUGGGAGUUGACUACGUACGCACCGCUGUUUACUUAUCGAAAUUGAAAAAUUCCAUACUGGUAAAACUGCAAAACCCCAAAGCUCCUGUCUUGGAUUUCCCUGAGUCUUUGAGUUCUACUCUUGGAUGCAGAAAAGUUCAAAUAUUGUAUUGUAACAAUUCUGAAGACUGGUGUGUUUAGCGAUUUUAGCCAUCAUAGAGUGGGUUGCAGUUAUUCGCAGUGACUUCGAUACCGUGCAUUUUGAUCCCUUUAUUAUGACGCUGAAGAACACGUGUGUGGGCGCUGCACGCCGUAAUCCACCACGGAAAGCAGUUUGCAGUUCGAAACAAACUACACUAACCGAUGUUUUCCAUCGCCAGUCAGCCCGAUGCAUUGCUUCCGAUUUUAUUGCCGAUCCUGAAGCACCAGAGGCAGUAACCCUUGAAGAGGAUCACAAUGGUGAACUCGUGGCUGCAUCGGAACAAGCUACGGUGGAUCCCGUUGGAGCGCUGGAGAAAUCAUCAUCAGCCCUUCCUUCCUCUGGUCUUCGCAAACCAUCGCCUUUCAAGGUUGCCGUCCGAAAACAUGCCGUACAAAAUUUGAAAGCGCCACCCAACACCCCGUCCAAGAAAGAUGUCCUGGCGAGUGCACCAACACCACGAACGCCCAUUAAGGCAGCAGCGAUGACACGUGGCCACCUAAUUAUUUCUCCCGAGAUCGCUCCAGCUGUUCCGAAAAUCGGACGACGACCUUUGACCGGCACGGCAACGAUUAGGGGCAGUCAGACGCUGCGACUCAAAAGUGAACGUGUCAAGGCCAGUCUGGAGUUGUGUGUGCGCCGGAAAGAAGAAAUGACGAAGAUUGUUCACAUGAUUGUUAACGGUCUUGAGGAUCCCGGUGUCGAGUCGCGAAUUUUCGAAGGAAAAGGCCGAGGACUGGUGGCGCGCCGCAUUUUUGAGGAGAACGAUUUUGUGGUGGAAUAUGCUGGGGAUUUGGUCGACAUUCACCGAGCUAAGAAUUUAGAGGAGGAAUAUGCCAAAGAGCCUACUAAAUACGGUUGCUACAUGUAUUAUUUUUCGCAUAAAGGGAAAAAAUUAUGUGUGGAUGCGACGGCUGAGACUGAGCGUCUGGGCCGUCUACUGAACCACUCGUGCCGCCACGCUAAUCUGCGACCGGAAGUAAUGGAGAUUCCAAUUUCUAAGCAGAAGAUCCAUCUAAUUUUGCGUGCCACGCGUAAAAUCGCGAUAGACGAAGAGUUAUUGUAUGAUUAUGGUGACCGCGAUCCAAAGAGUUUGGCGGCGUUCCCAUGGCUCAAGCAGUAACAGUCAUGCCAUGUCACUUGUAUCAACUUUUUUGAAGUAUUCUGUUGCGGUAUUAGCGCAAGCUGUUGUUAAUUGUUAUUCGAUCCGUUGUUUCCUGUUUUUCAUCAUUCGUGCGCCUGUGUUCGCCGAUUUUUGCCAGCUUACAUUUUUCUGUACUUACUUUUUUAUCCUUAAGUAGUAUGCCUGAUAUUCAAAGUGUACGCCUCAUAU